This is a messenger RNA of Thermothelomyces thermophilus ATCC 42464, 958 nucleotides long. RefSeq lists its product as uncharacterized. The transcript has a single exon. Lineage: Eukaryota; Fungi; Ascomycota; Sordariomycetes; Sordariales; Chaetomiaceae. The record is from RefSeq and is a predicted model, not a curated record. The coding region runs from base 155 to 487 and encodes 110 amino acids.
CGGGAUACGAUGGCGCAAGGAGGGAUGCAGAACUCAUCUGCUAAUAACUUUUCAAUCUCCUUUAUGUCUGUUUCCGCAAUCUCUAUCUCAUUGAUUCCAACUCAAAGUUUCAUUCUUUCUAGAAUCCCACCAGAAGCAAUGUUCUACUCUCCUUAUGAAAGUCUGGACACGUUCUUCAAGCACGCUCGAACUCUCAUCGAAUGAUUUGCCAAAAAAAAAAAGCUUGCUGGACACGUCGCCGAGUGGUUUUGCAAAUAGCCCACCCCCGGAUGCCCCGCCCGAUGGCCUGUGCGAUGUUCUGCCGAAUAACGACGCGGCGGGUGCCGAACCGGAUGGGUCGGGGGACGCCCCGCUGCCAAAAAGUCCACCCCCGGAUGCCCCGCCCGAUAGUUUGGGGGAUCUCGUGCAUCUGUGGGGCUUCAAACAACAACAAUUGGAGAGGGAGUUGUCGCGAUGGGAGUUGGUACAGUCUGAAGAAUUCCCGUAGCAAGUUGGGGGCUCUAUCCCUCGGACACGGCCUAUAAACUCCGAAAGACUCAUGCCAUCUUGGAGAGGCUGACCCAAAUUGCGAUCCAGUAGCUUGAGGCUGUGCAUUUUCUGCAUCAGAGUCCCGAGCUGUAUAGAUCUGCAGGCAUCGUUGCAACCGCCCUCGCCCAAGAGGAAUUUGCGUUUAAGGUUGCUGAGACGCAUGGUGAUCUCCUGAGAGUCAUUUUUUCGUCGGUUAUUUAUUUCGUCUACGGGUCGUUAGUACUGUACCGUACUGCUAGCGGGAUUUAUAGACUUAAACCGGACUCUCCUAACGGAACGGAAACUUACCAACAACCGCGGAUGGGAUCGGAAGCUCUAGUGUCUCAACAUGUUGUCUGUGUAUCUAGAAGAAAAUCCAUGCCUAGAAGACCGGAAGCCGGUUUCGAAUGAGACUGUACCUACCUAAUUACAGAUCAGAUCCAAAUGUCGG